GCAUCCUUUCUCUGAACAGAUGACACAUGAAGACAAUUCAAUGGAGCUCCAACCCCAGCCCUCUUACAGGGACUUAACCCAGCAGAUGGCGGCAGAACAACCCCGUUCCUGGUCUCUGGACUUCUUGUUACGCAGGUUGAGGUCCAUAGAGAGCAACCAGGGUGACAAGUUUGCCAGUAUCAUGGAAGCGAUGGGGAAGUUUGGCCCCUUCCAACGAAGGCUGGUGGCCCUGGCCUUCAUCCCCAACCUCCUGGCGGUCGUGUUCAUGUACGCGGACCUCCUCGUGGCCGCAGAGCAGAAGGCCUAUUGCAACACCAGCUGGAUUCUGGCCGUGGGCCCUAACCUGUCAGAGGCUGAGCAGCUGAAUCUGACCCUGCCCCGGUUCAAAAACGGCAGCUUCCUGACCUGCCGCAUGUUCCUGCCUGUGAGCUGGGAUUUGGAUUCCAUCAUCAAGUAUGGCCUCAACUACACACAGUCGUGCAGCCAGGGGUGGGUCUAUCCUGAGAGCAAGACGCGAUCAGUGAUCAAUGAGUUUGAUCUGGUGUGUGGUGAGGAAUUUUCCCCGGAAGCCGUGCAGUCCAUGUUCCUGACAGGCCUCCUGACGGGGGCGCUCAUCUUCGGGUUCAUAAGCGACAAGCUUGGCCGCUACCCCUCCAUCCUGCUGUCGAACGUGGGGAUCAUCAUCUUUGGCUUUGGGACAGCUUUCGUCAACAGCUUUCACCAGUACCUGUUCUUCCGCUUCGGGGUGUCCCAGGCCCUGGUGGGCCACAGCAUCACCAGCAUGGCUUUAACUGUUGAGUGGCUCGUGGGCGAGCACCGGGCCCACGCCAUCAUCCUGAGCCAGUGCUUCUACUCUCUGGGGCUCAUUUUCCUGAGUGCCUUCGCCUACAGCUUUUCCAACUGGCGGUUGCUGUUUCUGUUGGGCACGGCCCCCGUGUUAUUCCUCGUCUCCUUUAUCUGGAUUCUCCCAGAGUCCCCUCGGUGGCUGUUGGUGAAGGGGAAGGUAGAGGAGGCCAAGCACGUACUGCGCUAUGCAGCGGACAUGAACAAGAGGACCAUUCCUUUAAGUCUGUUGGACAAGCUACAGGUGCCUGGAAAGAAUGUGACCAAUGCCUCCAUCCUGGACUUCUAUAACAAUAGUCAACUGCGCAAGGUGACCUUGGUGAUGGGCUGUGUGUGGUUUAGUGUUGGUCACAGCUAUUCUACAUUGACCUUGAAGAUGAGGGAUUUUGGUGUGAAGUACCAGAUGAGCACGAUAAUUCCUGGCAUGAUGGGGAUGCCUGCCCGGCUGUGCAGCAUCUUUCUCUUUGAGCAUUUUGGGAGGAAGUGGACUAUGGCUGGGUCUCUCUUCCAAGGCAGCUUCCUGAACUUGCUUAUUCUUUUCAUCCCCUCAGAGUUGAAAACCACGCUGAUGCUGUUGAUCCUGGUGGGACAAAUCAGCCUGAGCGCCUUGAUCACCUUGUUCUUCGCCUACGGUGCCGAGCUCCUGCCCACCAUCCUCAGGACGACGGGUCUGGGGCUGGUGACUCUGGCCUGGGCAUCUGGAUCCUUUGUGUCCCUGGCAUUCAUCACCUGGAGUCCUCCCAGCAUCACCAAUUAUAUUGGCUGCAUCUCGGCCAUUCUGUCCUUGUCCCUCUUCUAUAUGCUUCCAGAGACGCAGAAUCUGCCCCAUUCCGAUACUCUGGACCACUUUCCCUUGUACAGGAGGAGGUAGGUGUGUGAGGGCUUUGGUCAGCACAGGGCCUGGUUCUCAAGCUCUGAACGUACGUCAAGUGCUGUCCAUUCCUGCCCCUUUGCCCAAAGGGCCUGUGACGUCAGAGGCACCGUGUCCACAGCUUCUUCCCGCUCUCCUGAUCUG
Messenger RNA from Myotis davidii, 1858 nucleotides. It is a transcript of the gene SLC22A14, whose product is annotated as solute carrier family 22 member 14. Gene Ontology annotation, biological process: transmembrane transport. The transcript has 9 exons. Gene Ontology annotation, cellular component: membrane. Gene Ontology annotation, molecular function: transmembrane transporter activity. The record is from RefSeq and is a predicted model, not a curated record. The coding region runs from base 20 to 1714 and encodes 564 amino acids. NCBI's taxonomy places the organism in Eukaryota, Metazoa, Chordata, Mammalia, Chiroptera, Vespertilionidae.